This is a messenger RNA of Orcinus orca (killer whale), 2266 nucleotides long. RefSeq names its product meiotic nuclear divisions 1 (gene MND1). Gene Ontology annotation, cellular component: nucleus. The record is from RefSeq and is a predicted model, not a curated record. Bases 1508 to 2125 code for a protein of 205 amino acids. Gene Ontology annotation, biological process: reciprocal meiotic recombination. Gene Ontology annotation, molecular function: double-stranded DNA binding. The transcript has 8 exons. NCBI's taxonomy places the organism in Eukaryota, Metazoa, Chordata, Mammalia, Artiodactyla, Delphinidae.
AAUGACAAGAUGGUAUUCUUGAAAACCUGGUACAUUUAUUUAAUACACAUUUAUUGAGUGUUUAUCACGUGUCAGGCACUGUGCUAGGCCUUGGUGAUACCAAAUGGUUGGCUUAGUCUCUGCUACAGAAAGGAGUUUGAUAUUAUAGGGAAGUUGUCCAAGUUAAUAAUUACAAAAUGAAUCUGGGAUGCUGUGAUAAAACUACAGAGACCCUUUUUUCUUGUCGAGGGUGGCAUGAGGAAGCAGAGAGAAAAAGACUCCUGGAGGCUACCCCUGAGCUGUUGAAAGGAUGGGUAAGAGUUACCCAGGUGAAGAAAAACUGUUCUUGACGAGCAGAUGAGUAUGGCAGUCCGCGAGGAGAUAAAGGCAAGGCUUCCCACAAAUGCCACUUUUAUGGUUUUUGACAACUUUACAUAGCACCAGUAAUAACUUUUUUCUUAAAUAUCACUUUAAUUUAAAAAAAUUUUUUACUGACAUACCUACUUCAGCUGUAUCUUAAGCAAUACAUGAGAAAUCUAGGGUAUGGUGUGUUAAUUAUACAUUUGCUAGUACUAAUAUUAAAACACUUACUAAAUGGAUACCCUUUUACUCUCUUAAAAUCAUCUCAUCAAUUGAAUUGUAUCAAACUGUAGGAAAAACAAAAUGGAACUCUUGUUUAAAUUAAUAUACCCUUACCCUGCAACAGGAGAUAAUUCGUUUUAGAUGCCACUUUUCUUCCUAGUAGAAUUACUAUACUUUGAAAUGGUUCAAAAUAACGUACAAUAACCUUCAAAGUAACGGAAAAGUCUGAGUUAAUUUUCUGGCACCUUGAGGUAAAGGGACCCGAGCUUUUGAUCUGAAUCCCCAUCGAGUAAUGACGCAGCAUACUUUCGACCGUUUUGAUAUGAAAUUCAUUCUCUUGUAUUAAGAAAACAAAACAAAAAACCUAAAGCAAAGGCAGACAUACAAAGGGAUUUUUAAAAGCUGGAAAAGCAGUGGAUAUCGGUGGGAUAGAAGAUUAGGCGUAAAAUUAGAAGAGGGAAGAAAGUCCGCCCCAGACCAGGCAAAUCCGCAUGGAUGGAGGCAGCGUUUCCUUCUCCAGCAGCCAAACUGCCUCUGUUUCUUAAGGCAAACUUAGGCCGCAUUUCCGCUGAGCGAAGAAAAAAGUCAAGGCGAGGGCUCGACUUUCUGAAAAAAAAAAAGGAGUCACAGCACGCAGGACUGAAGAGGCGGAAGCAGCUGGGAGACCCUGCUCGCCAGCAUCUUGAAUCGACCAGGACGGACCGGCGAGCAACCAGGCCCCGCCCCCAGGGCAGGCCUCGCCCCACCCCGGCCGGCCGGCCGGCCGCUCCGCGGAGCCACCAGGAGUCGCUGCGCGCCGUCUGGGCGACAGCCGGUCUCUCUUCCCCACCUCCCCUUCGCUGCUCCGCCCCCGGGGCGGUGUCGGCGCCAAAAUCAAACUCGCCUGGGCCCGCCCCGCCUCUCGCCCCGCUCAGGCCCCGCCGCCGGAAGACGCGCCGCCCGCGCAAUGUCGAAGAAAAAAGGACUAAGUGCAGAGGAAAAGAGAGCCCGCAUGAUGGAAAUAUUUUUUGAGACGAAAGAUGUAUUUCAAUUAAAAGACAUGGAGAAGAUUGCUCCCAAAGAAAAAGGCAUUACUGCUAUGUCAGUAAAAGAAGUCCUUCAAAGCUUGGUUGAUGAUGGUAUGGUUGACUGUGAGAGAAUUGGAACAUCUAAUUAUUAUUGGGCUUUUCCAAGUAAAGCUCUUCACGCCAGGAAACGUAAGCUGGAGGUUCUGGAAUCUCAGUUAUCUGAGGUAAACCAAAAGCAUGCAAACCUGCAGAAAAGCAUCGAGAAAGCUAGAAUUGGCCGACAUGAAACGGAAGAGCGAACCUUGCUAGCAAAAGAGCUUUCUUCACUUCGAGACCAAAGGGAACAGCUAAAGGCCGAAGUAGAAAAAUACAAAGAAUGUGACCCGCAAGUUGUGGAAGAAAUACGUCAAGCAAAUGAAGUGGCCAAAGAAGCUGCUAACAGAUGGACUGAUAACAUAUUUGCAUUAAAAUCUUGGGCCAAAAGAAAAUUUGGGCUCGAAGAAAAUAAAAUUGAUAAAAAUUUUGGAAUUCCAGAAGACUUUGACUACAUAGAUUAAAAUGUUUGGUGUCAGUGAAGGAGCUAUGUGCUUGUGAAUAUGUAAAUUUUUAUAUUAUCCAACUAAAUGUACUGCAUUUUCAUUUACCUAUAACUGUGUUUGUUUUAUUAAUUUUAAAUGAAGUAUAAAGUGUAGAUGUUU